Ilyonectria robusta is the source of this 915-nucleotide messenger RNA. RefSeq names its product Alpha/beta hydrolase fold-3 domain protein. NCBI's taxonomy places the organism in Eukaryota, Fungi, Ascomycota, Sordariomycetes, Hypocreales, Nectriaceae. Gene Ontology annotation, molecular function: hydrolase activity. The record is from RefSeq and is a predicted model, not a curated record. The coding region runs from base 1 to 915 and encodes 304 amino acids. The transcript has a single exon.
AUGCCUUCCAAAGAGUCCCAGGCGAUGGAGAAUCUGUGGAACAAAGUGAACCGGUUCCUCACAGCAUAUGGGCUGGAACCCGACUUGUAUCAAAUGUUGAUGGAAGAAGCGGCCGGUGAGGCUUCAGAGCCCUCGGGAGUCCUCUACGAAGAGGUCAACUGCCCCGGAACCGUCCGGCCAGCCAUCUGGUGUAAGCCUCUAUCGGCUUCGCCUUCGCGGGUGAUAUUGUACAUGCAUGGAGGAGGUUUCAGCGCAGGCUCUCCAGCAAGCCAUCGCAAGACAGUGGCACAUCUCGCCGAGAAGGCUGCAUGCCACGCUCUCAUAAUCGACUACCGACAAGCACCAGAACACCAGUUUCCCAAGCAAAUCGAAGACGUCGUUGCCGCAUACAAGUGGCUGAUGGACGAGAGAGGAGUUUCCAGCAAGAAUAUCGCCUUUGCCGGCGAUUCUGCGGGAGGCAACCUGACGGUGUCAGCCUCGCUUGCUGCUAGGAGCCUCGGACUGGAUGUCCCAGCCGCGAUCGCAGCUUUCUCUCCGUGGAUCGACAUGACCCUGGCUGGAAAGAGUUUCCAGACAAACAAAGAUACAGACGCCCUUGUAGUUCUAGAGGGUAUGCAGGGCGUCGUCGGCACCUACCUGGGCAAUGCAUCCCUGGACGACCCGCUUGUUGACUUGCUUCACGCAGACUUCAAGGGUCUUCCACCAAUGUACUUAGCUUCAGGCACGGCAGAAGUCUUACAGGAUGAUGCGGUUCGUCUGGCAGAGAAAGCAAAGGCCUCUGGAGUUGAAGUCCAAUUGGAAUUGGCCGAGGGAAUGCAACACGUUUGGGUCUUCAUGGCAGGUCGAGCGCCGGAGGCAGACCAUGCCCUUUCCCAGGCUGCGGAUUUCAUCAGGAGGCACAUGGUGGCUAGCUAA